GAUUCAAAAUAUUGAUUCAUUAUAAUAACAACUUUGUAUUUUGAUACUAAUUUUAUAAUAAAAAUGUACUAAGAAGAAUGGUAUAUAAUAAUAACAGAUUUUUUUUGUACAGUAAAAUGUCAAAGAAAGUCAGAACUGUUCAUAUUAUUAGACAUAUUUUGUAAUAUAAUUGAUUCAAUAUUAUUUUGAGGUUAGCAAAGUUUGCUACUGUCAAGUUGAUGAAAAUAUGUGUGCUUGAUCCAUUAGAAUACUUAUAAAACUAAGAUAUUUAAUGAUUAUAUUUUUGUUCAUUAAAUAUGUAAAAUUUUGAAUAUUACAUGCUAUUGCAUAUUAAGGAAAAGAUCAAUUAAAUAAAUUAAUAACGUGAAAUGGAUAAACUAACAAUUAUUUCGGGAGCUCUAUUUUUGGCAGCUGAUAUGUUUGCAAUUGUUAGUUUGGGAAUGCCUGAUUGGAUUAUAACUGAUGUUGGCGGAGAUACACGAUUAGGCCUUAUGUUGUCUUGUAUGACAUUAUAUAACAGACCACAAGUUUGUUACACACCUGAUUUAAAGCCUGAAUGGUUAUUAGCCCUUAUUUUUAUAUUAGUCGGAUGUAUUUUAAUAACAACAACUAUAAUAUUGCUGAUCAGUUCGCAUUGGGAUCGUAAUGUAAUUCCAUAUGCUCGAUGGGUUGGAUUUACAGCAAUGGUUCUAUUUUGCUUAGCGGCUGUUCUAUUUCCAAUGGGUUUUUACAUUGAUGAAAUUGGAGGACAACCAUAUCAGUUACCAAAUUCACAUCAAGUAGGAAUCUCUUAUAUCCUUUUCGUUCUGGCACUAUGGAUCACAGUUAUUUCUGAACUUUUUGCAGGAAAAGUAUGUUUACCACAUUUUUAAAGUUACUCAGUGAUAUUUUCCAAUUGUUCUAUUUUUCGUGUUGUUUUAUUUUUAAUAUUUAGUAUUAUGUAUCUUGAAUAAGAUUAGAUUUCAUAUUUCAGCGAGUCUUUAUUAAAUUAAACUAAAAUUUCUUAAAGAAAUGACAUAUUUCUAAUCUACUAUAUCUAUCUAUUAAUUGGCUUUACUUAUGAUUAGUAUAAGCAGAAAUAAUUGAAAUAUUAUAUAUAAAAAAGUAAGCAUCGUAGAGAGAAAGUUAAAAAAUAUUCGAGUUACACUAAAGAAUUAAUAGUCUACUUAUCAGUCCAUUGUAUUGUCAAAAUUAUAAGAAGGAUGUAUAUUUAUAACAAUUUCCAAUUUGUUGUUCAAUUUUGUUGAUAUUAUGAUCAACCAAGAGCCACUUUUAGAUACAUUUCAAAUAGUUGCAAUUCGAUAAACAUAUUUUUUCAUGUGCUACAGAAAUAUACGAUGAAGUAAAAUAUUCCUAUAUUGUAUAUAUUGUAUCUUAAUACACAUGAUAGCUUAUAGAUAAUCUAUAUACAAUGUACAUUGAUAUUUUUUUUUUUUAAUAAAUUCUAAAUAUUUAUUUACAAUUU
This is a messenger RNA of Polistes canadensis, 1465 nucleotides long. RefSeq lists its product as uncharacterized. Gene Ontology annotation, biological process: negative regulation of smoothened signaling pathway. Gene Ontology annotation, cellular component: Golgi apparatus; ciliary membrane. Lineage: Eukaryota; Metazoa; Arthropoda; Insecta; Hymenoptera; Vespidae. The transcript has 3 exons. The record is from RefSeq and is a predicted model, not a curated record. The coding region runs from base 369 to 872 and encodes 167 amino acids.